This is a messenger RNA of Prorocentrum cordatum, 422 nucleotides long. The record is from the annotation of a GenBank genome assembly. Lineage: Eukaryota; Dinophyceae; Prorocentrales; Prorocentraceae.
GAGGAACGGUGGCGGCUGCUCGAGGUGCAGUGGUCCCACGGCGUGUCGGAGCCGAUGCCCCUCAACCCCGCCGCGUGGGCGUUGGCAAGCCUGUGGGCGUCGGGCGGGACCUGGGAGCAGGUGAGCCGCGAGGCCUCGAGGCAGGGGCUCGCCGACGGGGACCUGUACCGCUGCCUCAGGGGCACACUGGAGGUGCUGCAGGCCUUGCGGCAGUCCAGUGCGCUCGCGAAGUACGCGAGCCCUGUCUGGCGCCGGCGCGUAGGAGACGCGGUCACCGCCGUCCAGAGAAGCCCCCUGAGCGACAACAUCGCGCUCGACGAGGGGGAGGCGGUGCUGGAGCUCGGAGCCGGAGCCCGCGGCUGAGCCGUGGCCCGCGUCCGUGCGGCACCAUCUGCAGCAGCGGGUGGACAAGCGUUCCGGAA